This is a messenger RNA of Scatophagus argus, 1826 nucleotides long. RefSeq names its product putative protein MSS51 homolog, mitochondrial. The record is from RefSeq and is a predicted model, not a curated record. The transcript has 6 exons. Lineage: Eukaryota; Metazoa; Chordata; Actinopteri; Scatophagidae. Bases 176 to 1324 code for a protein of 382 amino acids.
GUAGCCCACUUUGUGGCUCCGGUGAAGUCAGGAAUGGUCUGGAGCUUUCUAGAGAGGGGACAGCACAGGUGCGAGGCUAUAUGUGGCACCGACGGCCCCCAGUGGGCCGCUCACACACGGCUAACCACAGCAGCUGCAGAGGAAGGAACUGCGCCUGAGUGAGAAUCUUUUACAAAUGACGGAAACUGAGAGCACUGGUCUGGAGACCAAGGGUAAACCCCUGGCCUUCCGGUCUCAGAAAGAGAUGUUCGAGAAGAUGGAGGAAUCUUUCAAAAUCUGUGCAUAUUGUGAGAAGCGGCCAAAUCAGCUACCAGACCCACAGAGCCUAAAGCGCUGUGCUCGAUGCCUAAAUGUUUACUACUGCUGUAAAGAUUGUCAGAAGGAUGACUGGCCCAAACACAAGAAGUUCUGCUCACAACUGCGUCUGGCUGCCAUUGACAGAGUUGUAGAAUGGCUUCUGUUCAAAGGAGAUCUUCCAUUCCCCACAGAAAAAUGGUCAAAGCCCCAGUCAGAGGUUAAAGGCUGGGAUGACUGGCUUGCAAUGCAGGGAGAUCUCACAUCUCGUCUUGAACUCAUUUUAAACGGAGCCAACAUGAAAGACUUGUGGGCUAAGGCUGGCAGACCUCAGCCUGACAGCGAGGACCUGAAGCAGUCACUGUGGAGGGUUUGCAGUGAGUUCUUCUCUAGGCCGCUAACCAUAGCCUGGGGGAUAAGGCUGUUUGGCCUUAACCCUUAUUCCAAACCUCUUACCAUUCACCUGGUGGGAGCAGGCAAUAGUGAGACUCUGGCUGCCAGACUGACUGACUACGAUGAGCUGAACAACAUGUUCCCUGGGCAUCAGGGUAUUGAGAUAGUCAUGGUGGGACCAGAGGUGGUGGACGGGCCCAUCAUGAGGCCUCCUCUUAGGGCGUUUGGACCCAAGCAGAGGGUCUAUAUUAGCGCUUACAAGGGCCUCUACCAUCAGUUCUGGGAGGAUGUGGUGGAGAAGGAGGACGCAGCCAAGCCUGACUUGGUGGUUGGAUUUCAUCCUGGAUUUGAUGCCAGUCAGGGCCUGGAUGAAGGAUGGCUUCCUACACUUUUGCUCCUCAGGGAUUAUGAGAUUCCUUCUCUCUUCACUGCUCUCAGUGAGACGGAAAUGACCUACUCCCUGCAGAUCCUGUUGGAGUUGGAGAUGGACAUGAGGGGAAGUGGAGCCAACCCCUUCACAUCACUGAAACCAGAAGUGGUUGGUCCCAGCAAGCCUCCUGUCUACUGUAACUCCCACUACUUCUGUUUUCAGGGUCUACUGGAGACUGUGGAGUUUGAGGAACCAGAGGAGGCCUAAAGGAGCUGAUAAUUUAUUUAUUUUUAGAAUCUGAGCCAUUGUUUUUGAAAGCUUGUGUUUUCUUUUUAUGAAAUAAUGUAAUAAUAUUUUUUUUUAAAUGGUUGGUGUGCAUUGUCAUAUAUAUAUAUAUAUACAGUAUAUAUAUGUAAAAGUUCUUUGGUAAGAGUUCUGAAUGUUUGCCAUGACUUUUGCAUUAACUAUCUCACUUUCAUGCAACGUAACUAUCAGAGUUGUGAAAUUUGAAUUUACUGUCUCUCAAGUAUUGUUAGGAGAGAGGCAAUAAAACUUUGUAUAAAUAGUCAAAUGUUAAAUAAAUGAAAUAGUUUGCAUUGUCCACUCUGGUUCCACCACAGCUUUUGCUCUGUACAUUUUACAAACCUAAUUUCAAAUCACACAACAUACAUGUCUAGUCAGAAAUACCCCAAAAUAGAAAGGCAUGUUCUCUGUUGAUAUGUUGAUAACUGUUAACAAGAUUCCAAAACAAAAUAUUUAAUCAUGUAUU